This is a messenger RNA of Aplysia californica (California sea hare), 1161 nucleotides long. RefSeq lists its product as uncharacterized. Gene Ontology annotation, molecular function: acyltransferase activity, transferring groups other than amino-acyl groups. NCBI's taxonomy places the organism in Eukaryota, Metazoa, Mollusca, Gastropoda, Aplysiida, Aplysiidae. The record is from RefSeq and is a predicted model, not a curated record.
GCGUCGACUGGAUCUCUGGGAAUUGCGAAGGUGCCUUGUUGUAUUUCAAGCACAACAUAACCUGUCUGCUGCCAUGGCGGCUGUUCACUAUCAACCGUUUAGUGAAGGAGUUCCUGUGAAGUCUUUUCCUAAUGGUGUGGAAGUCAGAACAAUGAAGGUUGAAGACAGUGAAUUUGCUGGAAGAAUUUUGGUGGAAGGUUUUGAGAGCAAAUUCAUCCAUGCAGUUGGAAAAAGAAACCUUGAUAAAGUCAUGGAGGCAUCGAGUAUAGACCACAGAAGUAUGGGAAGUAUUUACCAUCGGAUCUUCAUUGCCACUGUGGAUGGACAGCCUGCUGGACUGAUGGAACUGAAGUUUCAUGGAGACAAGUCACAUGGGGGCAGUUCAGAACCGUACUCGCAACGCCUGGGUUGUUGGGUCAUGUGUCGGCUUGGCAUUAUGCUUGAUUCCAUGACUGAAUCUGUUGGGCAAGGAAGAUGCUAUGUGGACCACAUUGCAGUGGAUGCGCGAUUUCGAGGAAAAGGACUUGGAAAGGCUUUGUUGGAGACUGCAGAUGAAGUAGCUUUAAGAAACAAUUGUAAUGUGAUAUAUCUGUGGGUGUAUGAUGGAAAUCGAGCCAAGCACUUGUACGAACGCCAGGGAUAUGUUACUGUUGAUACAGGCGGAGGAUGUAUUGUGAAAUGCCUCUUUGGAAUGGAGCCAUUUGCCAAGAUGGAAAAGAAUUUACAAAACUUUUAAAGAGAUUGUGUAACUGCCAAGACUUGAGCUGGAAGAGUCAUAACGAUGGUCUCUAUUCCGGAGAAGCUCUCGGUGGAUGUUCAGGUUAUGAAAGCUGUCCAGCAUAUGUUCAUAGGUGCACCAAAAUUAUAUUCUGCAUGAAGUUAAUGAAAUUUAUUCAUAUUGAUAUUAAUUAACUCUUUCCGGACAUUGUGUUUUUGGGGUUUAGAUGUAAUUAAUUUCUGGCUCGAUCUAGCUAUAAAGGUGAUAUACAAAAUAACUUCAUAUAAGCAUAGCCGUCACUCAAAAGGUAACUUGACAUAUCAAAUUAAAGGAAAUUUGAAUGAGGAUUACAUUUAAACUUUAAAAACAAGGAUUAAUUUUGAACAUCAGCGUGCACGACAAGGGUUAGAAUGGGUGAUAGUGAUGAGAAAAAUACAUUUCGA